GCGUUACAUUAACACAUCGCCGUAAUGAGCAUGCGUCACGGGGCUGCCUCCGUGCUGAAAUGAGCAGAACCGCGUUGUUCGCGCUGUUCGAUUAAAUAAGUAGAGGCAUUUCUUCGAUUUUGUUUUGCUCGCCGAUCGCUAGCGGCAGGUCGUGCGAUGUAGCAGGGGUGCGCGUCUAUCGUUGGAUGGAGUGUGUGGCCGUCGGGUGGAGAACGAAGUAUGAGCCGGAGCUGCCGAGCUCGUGUCCAUGAACGAUGGAAGAUCCCGACCGUGCGGACCCAGUAGGCUUAGAAAGUUACAGCGAUCACACGGCAGGAUGCAACCACGGGGGUUCCGGGCCAGCUGACGGCCUAGCCGCCGGCGAAGAUGCGGACCACGACUUCUGGAAGGUCUCGGACGAACUUCUCGCGGCGCAUCUCAAGAAGACGCUCAGCCUGAGCCGCCGCGAUGCGGCUCCCAACGGGUGCUCUGUCGUGGGUGUCGGUGUCGGGCCCUCGGACAAGCUCAACGGUGUCGUGCACUGGCACACCAACGACGACGAGAAAUCAACCCUUCAACGACCUCCUAGCCCGUCCAGUGAUGUUCGGUUGGCCGACGGUGUGCGCGCUCCUCCGAGCCCGCCGUGUGCCGACAGCGACGGAAUCUCGUACGUCGCGUACGAGUCCGAGAGACAGAUGCCGGACAUUAUGCGCCUGUUUCAGAAGGACCUCUCCGAACCUUACUCCAUAUACACGUACCGGUACUUCAUACACAAUUGGCCACGAUUGUGCUUUCUGGCGAUGGACGGGGAGACGUGUGUUGGUGCCAUUGUUUGCAAGUUGGACGUUCACAAGAAGUUGGUCAAGCGGGGCUACAUUGCAAUGCUGGCCGUAGACUCCAAGUACCGCAAGAGGAAGAUAGGUUCUACACUGGUGCUAAAGGCGAUACGGGCCAUGAUAAAUGACGACGCUGAUGAAGUGGUGCUCGAGACCGAGAUAACCAACAAGCCGGCACUUCGGUUGUACGAGAACCUGGGCUUCGUUCGUGACAAGAGGCUCUUCCGAUACUACCUGAACGGGGUUGAUGCCCUGAGGCUCAAGCUCUGGCUGCUAUGAUGUGCAAGUGGCGUGGCGACAGCGAACGACGGUGGCGAAACAAGAAAAAAAAAAUCGGCGAAGGGUGAAGACUGCUUCGGAAGGCACCUCGUGCAGAACUGACCGCUUGUUCAUCGCCUGUUUAGUGCAGUUUAGGACGGCCAUUCUCUUCCUUCGUGUUGCUUUUUUGUUUCCUUUUUCUGCUCCUAGCGUCACGCUCGCGAAUGAGUCGGCCACCGAAUGCUUUCGUUUUGCGGGGUUUCUCCACUUUCCAUGAAAUCGAAAAGGCCUACCAGUUGCAGAAUCGUGUGUCAAGUAAUUUUUUGUUUUUUUUCCUAAAAGGUAGAGCAUUCUCGUUUGCAUGAGGUUUAACAAGAAUCCAGCAAAGACAAAAAGAAGCUUAUUUUAAUGCAGGAAUUGGGAUCACAAAGACGGGAAGUAUUGAGUAUUGAGAAGCAGCUUGGAUGUCUAAGAGAGUUGUUGCUUUCGUACUGGCUGGCGGAUAACUACACUGUUAAGAUGAAAAAGGCUGCCAUCGUGACAAUGAGUUUCUUUUACACUUUCAUAAAUAGUCCUGCCGGUCUUUCCAUUUGCGACUGAGGAUCAGGAAACAGGUUGACGCAUCGAGGCUUCAACAUUUCCGUGCUCUCAGCCAAAAACAUAUGAUUUUGUAUCGUGCACUGUAAGUUGGCUGGAAGGUAUGAUAAAUAAAACAGAAUUGUUCGAGGCCAUUUUGCACUUCCAUCGAGAGGAGAUAAUUGUGAGUGGAUAAUUCUCUGCCGACUUAGUGUAAGUGCAGGUUCGUUGCUGGAAAGGAUGCCGCUGAUAUCUUUUCUUGAAGCUAUUCCAAUUGGUUUAUGUGUUUUGCUAAUGCCGUAGAAAUAUUGGUUGAGCGUCAUUUUUUGUGGAAAUGUUGGAGCUAAGGCACUCUUGGCUGUAAGCAGUGGGGUCUUGUGAUGAAGGCUGCUGAGAAUCAUCAUUCUACAUUGUGCUUGGCUGAGUCAGAGUUUAAUUUUUUUUUUUGCUUGACUGGAAGGUCUGCAUAGGGGAUAGGAAAAUGUAUCGUGUGGUCGAUUAGCACUUCAGUGAAAGAUUGCAAAUAGAUAUUGUUGAAGGCUGUUACAGAAAUCUACAACUUCAAGAUUGUCACCUGUUGCUAAAAGGAGCUUUUCUUUUUGCUUAAAAAAAACCUUACCUUCUUACCUCAGUGCGCAUCCUAUAUGGCAUGUUUUUGCACGUACGUGAUCGUCAUGGUCACUGCCGACUACACUGUGCAGAUUAUUUUUUCUUUUCCUUUUGGUCUUUAUUCAAUGCCUGCUCUGCAGCAGGAUAUCGUGUAAAAAAAAAAAAGCAAGCCGCCGCACUUGCCAAGAAAGCGUUUUCUGGUCCUAACAGUCGCCCCUGAGUGAUCCUUCUUGCUGGUGCGGAAUAGAAGUUAUAAGCCUGUUUCCUGAAGUUUAAUAAAAAUUUAAGUAUGUAAAGAA
Molecule: messenger RNA, 2557 nt
Organism: Rhipicephalus sanguineus (brown dog tick)
Lineage: Eukaryota; Metazoa; Arthropoda; Arachnida; Ixodida; Ixodidae
Product: N-alpha-acetyltransferase 30
Exons: 4
Coding region: 255-1094 (279 amino acids)
Biological process (GO): N-terminal peptidyl-methionine acetylation
Cellular component (GO): NatC complex
Molecular function (GO): protein-N-terminal amino-acid acetyltransferase activity
Source: RefSeq, a predicted model, not a curated record